GGGUGGCGCUCGUGCUGAGGAAAGCUCAACCGCCGGGGCGCGAGGCGGGAAAGGGGGUGAGGGCGCAUGCGUGGGAGCCGCUGGCUGCAGCGCUAGGAUGGGGAUUUGCCCGCGCAGUACCGAGGAGCAGCGUUAGCGGGCGGAGAUGGCCACUCACUCCAUGCACUGGUUCCGCAAGGGGCUGCGGCUGCACGAUAACCCGGCGCUGAGGGAGGCUCUGCGCGGAGCGAGUACUGUCUGCUGCGUCUACAUCCUCGACCCUUGGUUCGCUGGCUCGUCCAACGUUGGUGUGAACCGCUGGAGAUUCCUGCUGCAGUGCCUAGAAGAUCUAGAUGCUCGUCUUCGAGAGCUGAACUUGCGGUUGUUCGUUAUACGUGGGCAACCUGCUGACGUCUUUCCUAGACUUUUCAAGGAAUGGAAUAUUAAUCGUUUAACAUUUGAGUAUGAUUCUGAGCCAUUUGGCAAGGAGCGAGAUGCAGCCAUCAAGAAGCUGGCUAGUGAAGCUGGAGUGGAGGUCAUUGUCAAGAUUUCACACACAUUGUAUGAUUUGGAUAAAAUAAUUGAGUUGAAUGAUGGACAACCCCCAUUAACAUAUAAACGAUUCCAGACACUGAUAAGUCAAAUGGAUCCUCCAGAGCCACCAGUGGAAACAAUUGAUCAAGGAAGUCUUGGAAAAUGUACAAUAUUGGUGCUCGAUGAUCACAAUGAAAAAUAUGGAGUCCCAUCGCUGGAGGAACUUGGUUUUGAUACAGAAGGUCUAAAUCCAGCUGUGUGGCCAGGUGGAGAAACUGAGGCUCUAACUCGACUUGAAAGGCAUUUAGAAAGGAAGGCUUGGGUAGCAAGCUUUGAGAGGCCCAGAAUGAAUGCCUUUUCACUGCUGGCAAGUCCUACAGGGCUCAGUCCUUAUCUUCGAUUUGGUUGUCUGUCCUGUCGGCUCUUCUAUUUCAAGCUAACAGAUUUGUAUAAAAAGGUGAAGAAGAAUGGUUCACCAGCACUCUCUCUCUAUGGCCAGCUUCUGUGGCGUGAGUUUUUCUACACGGCAGCAACAAAUAACCCAAACUUUGAUAAGAUGGAGGGAAAUCCAAUCUGCAUGCGUAUACCUUGGGAUAAGAAUCCAGUCUCUCUAGCUAAGUGGGCAGAAGGAAAAACUGGCUAUCCAUGGAUUGAUGCUAUUAUGACACAGCUACGUCAGGAAGGUUGGAUCCAUCACCUGGCUCGACAUGCUGUGGCAUGCUUCCUAACACGAGGGGAUCUCUGGAUCAGUUGGGAGGAAGGAAUGAAGGUGUUUGAGGAGCUGCUUUUGGAUGCAGACUGGAGUGUGAAUGCUGGCAGCUGGAUGUGGCUGUCCUGUAGCUCCUUCUUCCAACAAUUUUUUCAUUGCUAUUGCCCAGUUGGCUUUGGACGCAGAACAGACCCCAAUGGAGACUAUGUAAGACGUUACUUGCCAAUUCUUAAAGAAUUUCCUACAAAGUAUAUCUACGAUCCAUGGAACGCUCCUGAAUCUGUGCAGAUUGCUGCUAAAUGCAUUAUUGGGGUGCAUUAUCCAAAGCCCAUGGUGAUACAUGCAGAGGCUAGUCGGCUUAACAUUGAGAGAAUGAAGCAGAUUUACCAGCAACUUUCGCGCUAUAGGGGACUUGGUCUACUUGCAUCUGUGCCUUCAAACCAAAGUGGAAAUGGAGGAAUAAUGUACUCUUUGGGAGAUCAAGUACCUGAGAACACUGGCGUGGUUCAAAGUUGUGCAGGUGGAGCAAUGACUGCCAAGCGUGGAUUGGAACAUGAUAAUGGUGCUGCUGAUGCAGUCGAAUCUUCAGCACAAAAGUUCCGUCGUCAGAGCGAUGAUAACAACAAAGUUGUCCAGAGUCCACACUUUGUGUCUUACUGAUGUGAUUUAAUUUAUUACUGGAGCAGUCGGCAAGAGGACAGACAUCCAAUUGUUUGUGUUAGAUUUUAAAUAUGGUGUGUAGAAUACUGUGGCUUACUUCAGUUAUGUGAAAAUUCAAUGUACAACUUGACUAUGGUCUCUUAGGAUAUUUUUAAUAUUUUGUAACCUUUAGCAUCUUAAUGUUUUAAUGUUUCAGAGGUCUAAUAAUUUGCUUUUUCUACUUCAGUCACCAAUUACCAUCCAUGUCGCAGGUCUGCAUAUCUGGAGCAGAUUUGUGGAACUGCUCUUGUAUGUGGAGAGACUGCACCUUUAUUAUAACAGCACAGCCUCUGGGAUGGGUACCUGAAAAAAUUGAAAAUGCUUUUGCUUCUUUGAUGAAAUCGAGUUACUGCGUCGUUUCCAGAUCUCUUUUGUGUUUCCAUUUCAAACCAACAUUUACUCUUGGAUGCAGUUUUAAUUUUUUUUAAAUUCCUAUAUUUGAAGACUCGCCAAACCUAGGAUGAGCAAUGAUGGAAAAAGUCAAGAUGGAAUCAAGCACCAAUAAUGUACAGUGAUCACAGCUGACAGGGAGCUGAAGUUACGGGUCCUAUUCCUCUAAAACAAGUCUUGCAUUUCUUCAACAGUGGGAUGUUAAUGGGCAUGGGAAAGAGAAUGGGUUACAGUGAAAUAAGUGGGAGCAUGAGAUUGCACUCAGCGCAAGUAUAGACUUAGUGGGCUGAAUGGGCUCCCAUGUUGUACGUGAAUGACAUUGUGAUUUACUGCACAGUAGAUUACAGGGGGAGCAUGUUAGCUUAAGUGAACCAAGCAUCAGCAAAGGAGUGCAAUGUCCAAGGCAGUUAGAAGGUCACAAAACAAGUUUCUUUUUCACAUCUUAUUGCAUUUUGGAUGUGCCCUUUUUCCAUUCAGGUAGAUAUCUUUGCCCCCCCACCACCCAAGAGUUAAAGAUGCUGAUCAUUUUUUUCCCAUUUUUACUUUAGUUUCUAUGUGUAUGAAUUUUGGAAAAUGUAUUUUUAUUGCACCAUUGUGUCUUGGACUGUUUUACAAUGUUACUGAGGAAAAACUGACACCAAGCCAUAUAUAAACGAAAAACUGAGGGCUGAGAAAUGAUGUUGGUUGAAUGGAUGGGUUUGGAGGUAUCUGGGGAGGAGAGAGACAGAGGUUUUUGGAGUAAGUUCUGGGGCCAAGACAUCUGAAUGUAUAACCACCAGCACCAGAGUACAGAUAACUGGAAAUGCAUAUGGGACCAAAAUAGGAGCACAGGUGUUGAUGAAGACUGGAGGUGCAAGGUUGGGAUGACACUGGGAUGAGCAUCUGGGUUCACCUGUAACAAACUUUGAAGCUCUUGUGUGAAUUAGCAGUCUGUUUUACAUUCCCAGUGUAAAAUGGACAUUAGUAUACCUUAACCCUUUGGUUAUGGCACUCCCCACCCUGCUGAAUGAGCUAGUGUGCCUUAACGCAAUGUGCGAUCACAUCUUCAUUCAGCAAACCAUCAGGGGAGCUUCUUUUCUCUUGCUGAUGCUCUAUCAUUUAAAACACACACACAGUGACAGAAUCCAUAAUUACAGCAUGAAAACAUGUCAGCAAAAAAGUUUGAGACGGAAGACCCCAGCUGGAUCCAGAGCACCUGAGAUGUAUAUAAAACCUAUUUUUGUCCUAACAAAUGCUAUUUUUGUAAAUGGUUACACACAAAGUUUGGAACAAAGUGGGGUCAUACCAGACAUUGAAAUCAUUGAAAAUAAAGCAUAUCUUGGUUUCUUUGGCA
Messenger RNA from Pristis pectinata (smalltooth sawfish), 3644 nucleotides. RefSeq names its product cryptochrome-1-like. Gene Ontology annotation, biological process: circadian regulation of gene expression; negative regulation of DNA-templated transcription; entrainment of circadian clock by photoperiod. The transcript has 12 exons. Bases 146 to 1882 code for a protein of 578 amino acids. Lineage: Eukaryota; Metazoa; Chordata; Chondrichthyes; Rhinopristiformes; Pristidae. The record is from RefSeq and is a predicted model, not a curated record. Gene Ontology annotation, molecular function: DNA binding; FAD binding. Gene Ontology annotation, cellular component: cytoplasm; nucleus.